AUGUCCCGCGAAAAAAUUAUGUCCCGCUUCAACGCCAAAAAUCGCGGGGAACCUUCUCAACAUAAGCGAAUACAGUUAGCAUUCGAAUGGCUCCUCGAAAACCCUUCCGAAACACUUCUUACUGCGAGUCGCAUUCAUAUGAUAGAGAAGCCUGAUACUUUAAAGCGAAGAUGGAAUAAGUAUCAAGCUAAACAAGCUCGAUUGAAAAAGGGGAAAGCGCUACAAGUAGGGAGGCUUAUAGUUCUAUCAGCAGCACAGCACAAAGCUGUUUUGAUCUACGCCGCAGAUCAAGCAACUAAAGGAGGGAAAAGAGCUACUAAGCAACUCUAUGCUAUACGGACUAAACCAAUCGCAUCUUAUCGCGUCGAUAUGCAUACCGAGAAAUCUCUCUCCAACUGGUUCUAUACCGAGCUUGUUCUUGCUAUCCAGUUCUGCGGAAUUAAGCUUAAAGAUAAGCAUAGAAUCGCAAAUAUAGAUGAGAAAGGCGCGCGGAUUUGUAUGCCGGCCGGAGAAGAAGUUAUCGUACCUAUCGGAAUCAAAGAGAUGUAUACAGGAAUCUAUGAAAAUCGACUAUCCGUAACUAUGAUCGAAGCUAUUCUUGCCGAUAGAAAAGCUAUUCCUCUAAUGAUUAUUAUGCCCGGAAAGCAAAUUAUAGCGUCUUGGUUUUCCGAAAAGAUGACUAGACAUAAAGUUGUCACUGUUUCCGAAUCCGGUUAUACGAACGAUAGGAUUACUAUAGAUCAGCUUUGCCACGAAGCUUCAAAUUUCAUUCUAUUAGCUAAACAAAAUCGUAUAUGGCUUAUCAAAUUCCCUUCUUAUCAAACUCAUCUUUUACAACCUUUCGAUGUCAGCUGCUUUCGCACUUGGAAACAUAAUCAACAAUGUGCUAUCAUGGAUGCUAUUCGAGGCUUCGAAGCUGAAUAUACUAUCUCAUCGUUUAUGCGAGACCUUCUUCAAAUUCGCGAGCAAACCUUUACAACUCAGAAUAUCAAACACGCUUUUCGAGAUGCAAAAAUUAAAAAGAGUAAGAAAGAGGCGGGAUUGCAUAUACUCGAGUACGGAGAAACGUCUGAUCUUGAAGAAGAUGAAUAUUCUUUUUCAAUCGAUAAGCAACCUGACGAAUUACCUCUUCCUGCGCUACCUCGACCUCCUCAAUCUUUUCAAGAUUGCGUAAAGCAACUCGACGAUCUGAACGAUAAGAUCAGAAUAGCUCUUUCUUCUCCUAGCCGCCAACGCUUCGAUAUCGCGAAACAAGAACUCGAUAAAAAUCAAAAGCUUCAGCGCGAUACACAUCGGAAAAAGCUGAUUAAAAGGUCGAGUUUGCAAACGGGAGAGAAUAUACUAGCUUCUAAAGCACUCGAAAAAGUCAAGGCUAUAGAGAUAAAAAAGCAAGAAGCUAGUCUUAAGAUAGCGAACGCUAAACUCAAGUCAGCAACGAUUAAAAUUCGAAACGAUCGUUAUAAUCAAGGAUUAAACGAAGCGUAUAAGCAACAAAGUCGAGGGAUUCCUAUACACAUUCCACCCGAACGAGAAGUCCUUAUUCGAGACCGCGAAAAGCAACCUACAGCAAAAGAACUAGAAGCUAAUAAUAUUGAUUUGAUUUCUUUUCGAGACGCAGUUGUAAACGAAAAAGCUGCGUUAAAAGAAGUUCAAGAAAGAGAUCUUGCUACAUUCGCGGACCCUUCGUAUUCAAUCGAUCCUUAA
This is a messenger RNA of Drepanopeziza brunnea f. sp. 'multigermtubi' MB_m1, 1704 nucleotides long. The record is from RefSeq and is a predicted model, not a curated record. Lineage: Eukaryota; Fungi; Ascomycota; Leotiomycetes; Helotiales; Drepanopezizaceae.